UCUCAGCUGCUCGUCUAUCCCUAAAGAAGCCGAAAUCAUGAAUGGUAGUAUGUCUUCCUGUUUAUUACCUCCCGUAAAAACCGAAAAGCAGAUUUUUGAAAAUUCCAUGCCAGAAGAUGAUCCAAACUGCAAUUCUGAUGUGAUAAAAGAGGAUUUUAAACAGGAAGAUUUCUCCAAACCACGCUGGGGCCCGAACCAUGCUGGAGCUAAAGAACUCGCUAGUCUUUACACUAGAGGGAAAAGAAUACAAGAAAUAAUAUCUGUGUUUCUGUGCCUUGCUCUUAUGGCAAUCAACUUUGCCCAUUUAGUAUAUUUUUUCCAACCCAGUCAGUGGAGUUCCAUUCUCAUAUCUGCAUUGUGUGGUGUGAUAUUAGCAGAUUUUUUAAGUGGUUUAGUUCAUUGGGGUGCUGAUACUUGGGGUUCAGUUGAUGUGCCUAUCAUUGGAAAAGCUUUCAUUCGUCCAUUUCGUGAACAUCACAUUGAUCCCACAGCCAUUACACGCCAUGAUUUUAUUGAAACCAAUGGUGAUAACUUCAUGGUUACAGUACCUUUUCUAGGAUACAUGGCUUAUCAGUUCCUUUCUUAUCCUUUGGAGAAAAUUCUUCCUAUUUAUCAUUGGAAUUGCUUUGUGUUUCUGUUAGGUAUUUUUGUAGCUAUGACAAAUCAGAUCCAUAAAUGGUCACAUACUUAUUUUGGAAUCCCAUAUUGGGUCACCCUUCUCCAAGAUUUCCAUGUCAUUUUGCCACGAAGACAUCAUCGUAUCCAUCAUGUCGCACCACACGAGACUUACUUUUGCAUAACCACUGGCUGGCUAAAUUAUCCUUUAGAAAAACUAAAUUUUUGGCCAGCUUUAGAAUGGGUGAUAGAAUAUGUCUUCAGCUGCAAGCCUAGGACUGAUGAUUUAAAAUGGGCUCAACGGAAAGAUUAG
Messenger RNA from Uloborus diversus, 928 nucleotides. RefSeq names its product plasmanylethanolamine desaturase-like (gene Kua). The transcript is spliced from 5 exons. The record is from RefSeq and is a predicted model, not a curated record. NCBI's taxonomy places the organism in Eukaryota, Metazoa, Arthropoda, Arachnida, Araneae, Uloboridae. Bases 38 to 928 code for a protein of 296 amino acids. Gene Ontology annotation, molecular function: oxidoreductase activity.